Carassius auratus (goldfish) is the source of this 3132-nucleotide messenger RNA. It is a transcript of the gene nr5a2, whose product is annotated as nuclear receptor subfamily 5, group A, member 2. The coding region runs from base 170 to 1693 and encodes 507 amino acids. The record is from RefSeq and is a predicted model, not a curated record. Gene Ontology annotation, cellular component: RNA polymerase II transcription regulator complex. Lineage: Eukaryota; Metazoa; Chordata; Actinopteri; Cypriniformes; Cyprinidae. Gene Ontology annotation, biological process: tissue development; regulation of transcription by RNA polymerase II; hormone-mediated signaling pathway. The transcript is spliced from 7 exons. Gene Ontology annotation, molecular function: RNA polymerase II cis-regulatory region sequence-specific DNA binding; zinc ion binding; nuclear receptor activity.
GGGUGAGGGGUGAGUGGUGUCUGUCAAAGUUAAGGGAGAGAUGCCAGGCGGCUGCUUUGCUCAAAAAUAUCUCACUUUUCUUCACGGAUGCUUAUUGAGGAAGCUUCAAAAGUUCGAAAGAAUGGAAAUAUUGUAUGGGAUAUAGUUGCUCAGGUAUUUUGGUCCUACGAUGUCCACUGGUUUUGAGAGUGAAUUGGGACAAAGUGACUCCAGUAAAGACUUUGCACCCCAGUUUAAAAUGAUGGACUACUCCUACGACGAAGAAUUAGACGAAAUGUGUCCUGUGUGUGGAGACAAGGUGUCCGGAUAUCACUACGGGUUACUGACCUGUGAGAGCUGUAAGGGCUUCUUCAAGCGCACGGUGCAGAACAACAAGCGCUACACAUGUAUAGAGAACCAGAGCUGUCAAAUAGACAAGACCCAGCGGAAACGCUGCCCCUACUGUCGCUUCCAGAAGUGCCUCACUGUCGGCAUGAAACUGGAGGCUGUGAGGGCCGAUCGAAUGAGAGGAGGUCGCAACAAGUUUGGCCCCAUGUACAAACGAGACCGGGCACUCAAGCAACAGAAAAAAGCCUUGAUCCGGGCCAAUGGACUCAAAAUGGAAGCCAUGACACAAGCCAUGCAAAUCGUCCCAGCAGACCUCACCAUUACCUCUGCCAUUCAGAACAUCCAUUCGGCCUCCAAGGGGCUUCCACUGAGUCACCACCAUCAUCACCACCAUCACCACCACCACAGCUCCUCCAGCGCAGGGCUUCCACCUGCAGACUUUGACCGCAGUCCCUUCGUCACCUCGCCAGUUAGCAUGGCCAUGCCGCCGCACGCCGGAGGACUGCAGGGUUACCCGGCGUACGGCCACUUUCAGAGCCGCACCAUCAAGUCAGAGUAUCCCGACCCCUACACAAGCUCGCCGGAGUCCCUAAUGGGCUACCCGUACGUAGAAGCCUACGCAGGUGGAUCGCCGCCCACCUUCCCUCACCUGGUGGUGGAGCUGCUCAAGUGCGAGCCGGACGAGCCCCAGGUGCAAGCGAAGAUCCUAGCUUACCUCCAGCAGGAGCAGGCCAGCCGAGGCAAGCACGAGAAGCUCAACACUUUUGGCCUCAUGUGCAAGAUGGCCGACCAGACACUGUUCUCCAUUGUAGAAUGGGCCAGGAGCAGCAUCUUCUUCAGGGAACUGAAGGUUGACGACCAAAUGAAGCUUCUCCAGAACUGUUGGAGUGAACUCCUCAUCCUGGACCACGUUUUCCGGCAGGUGAUGCACGCCAAAGAGGGCUCCAUCCUCCUGGUCACGGGGCAACAGGUGGAUUACGCCCUAAUUGCCUCCCAAGCCGGUGCCACACUCAACAACCUCCUGAGUCACGCGCAGGAGCUGGUGAGCAAACUACGAUCCCUUCAGCUGGACCAGAGGGAGUUUGUCUGCCUCAAGUUCCUAGUGCUGUUCAGCUUGGACGUCAAGAACCUGGAGAACUUCCACCUGGUGGAGAGCGUCCAGGAGCAGGUCAACGCAGCGCUGCUGGACUACGUGAUGUGUAACUACCCUCAGCAGACAGACAAGUUCGGUCAGCUGCUGCUGCGGCUGCCGGAGAUCCGGGCCAUCAGCCUGCAGGCUGAGGAGUAUCUGUACUACAAACACCUGAACGGUGACGUGCCCUGUAACAAUCUACUUAUAGAGAUGCUGCACGCCAAACGUGCCUGAGGACCGGUGGUGAGCCUUUGGUCUCGACACAUCGCACCUCAGUCAGCGUCAUCACCAGACAUAGCCUUCCAGUGAUGAAAUGUGCACGACAUGCGCACUGACUGCAUGGGUUUGCGGUGGGACGAACACUUUGGAUCUGAAAACCCAAAAGCUAGGGUUUGGCUCGAAGGGCAGAUGCAUUUCUGGUAAAGAAAUGAAUUGAACCAAUCAAGAGUUACAAUGACCUUUAGGCUGCGGAUUUGCCACGACUGAAACGUCCACCUUACACUAGACUUGAGCUGGCGGGUGUAAGAUUACCGGGAAACGACUGGGCGCUGUUUCAAGACUGGAUCGCCAGCAUUGACCCAAAGUUUCCAUUAGGACCUGGCCAUGUGGCCUUCCUCUGUCUGUUUUAAGGCACACAAGCUGGGCCGGAGCCAGUAGGCAGAGGUAAGAUGGAAAACCAGCCAUUGCCCGCAUCAGCGCCAACUAAGACUUUAUUCCAGCCCCUCACCAAAAAACAACGCAUCCUAUUUCUCUUUUCAAUUGGGCAGCCAUUUCUUCUUCUUCUUCUUCUCACUCCGAGGCUACUUUUACCAAUAUUUUCUCUCCAAAAGUGGAAAAGGAUAAAAAUCACACACCCUGUCAAGAACAUAUAUAUAUAAAUAGAUAUUAUUGAUAAAAAAGGAUUGAUUAUUUAAUAUGCAAAGUCAAAUGAAAUAAUGAUUAUUGAAUAAUUGAAUGAAAAGUGAUUCACAAUACAAAAUUCAUUUUGUAAGUAAAUGUGCUAAAUGCUUUAAAAUAAACUAAAUUUUGGGAGUAAAAAUGCUGAAUUGACAUGGAAACAGAAAUUAAUAAUUAUUAACAAUUACCAAUUAAAUGCAACUAUAAAAAUAUAAUAAAAAAUAAUUUCUUAUUUUUGGAUUUGUGGGAUGCAGUGUGACGUGGAAGAUUCAUCUUCAAAAAAUGCUUAAAAACAUUUACCUCACCAAACACAUCUUUUUCAUAUUUUGGUGUAUAUUUUUCUGCUUGGUUGGAACAUUUAACAGUUUGCUCAUCAACAAAUGUGAAUGCGUAUAAAGUGCAGUCUCAGAGCCAGUAUGAAGAAAUACCGCCAACACAAGACCAAAGCCUGCAGUGAACAAAAAAGGAAGAAAGAAAAAGAAAAAAAAAAACAACCUUAACUAUCAGUAUUAAUAAUUUGUGAUGUCACAGUCAUGUGAGUCUUGCCUUAUUUCAUUUCCAUGCUAGCUAACCAUGCUGAUGUGAAUUACGAUAUGUAAUAUAAAAAGUACAUAUUAUAUAUAUCUAUACAUACAAACACACUGUAUAAAGUAUUAAUGUUAUACAAUUGAAAAGAAAUGAGGUGUUUACAUUCAUGUGAUCAUGUGGGAGAUAACUGUGAUGCAUUCAAUUGCAAAGCAAUGAUUUCAUAUAAAAACAAAACAAUGUUCAGAAAA